Molecule: messenger RNA, 4037 nt
Organism: Amyelois transitella
Lineage: Eukaryota; Metazoa; Arthropoda; Insecta; Lepidoptera; Pyralidae
Product: carboxyl-terminal PDZ ligand of neuronal nitric oxide synthase protein
Exons: 10
Coding region: 300-1793 (497 amino acids)
Molecular function (GO): nitric-oxide synthase binding
Source: RefSeq, a predicted model, not a curated record
CACCGAGCGUCCGCGUACGGCCCCAACGCUCCACGCCGAACAAACUUAUAAACUCACUUUUCGCCGCCGAACAUAUUUCUUUCACACAAAAAACCUACCGUACAACAAAACAUUCCGACAAAAUCACACUCAACAACUAAAUCAUUCCAGUGAGCGAUCGGAACGCAUGAUCAAAAACUUUAUAAAGUUUGUUUUCAAGUCCGUGUGCAUGUGUGAGCUUAAAGUCAUGGCUGGACGAAGUCCCCUCUAAACCGGCAGCAAAAGAAAUUCGGAUGACGUCGCUCCAAUAAUGUGUCCCGAUGUUUAGGCGGAGUUACAAGGCUCGUUGCAUCCGAGUCCUCAAGAACCGGGCCUGGAAAAGGGUGCCAAUGAAGCUGCUAAAGUGGAGUAGGAAAAUGCCGUCCACCAAGCAGUACAACUUGGUGCCUAACGACGAGUACGACACGAGAAUACCUCUGCAUCCGGACGAGGCGUUCCAUUAUGGCAUCACGUUUCAGGCUAAGUAUAUCGGGACAAUGGACGUGCCGCGCCCCACCAGCAGGGUUGAGAUUGUGGCUGCUAUGCGACGGGUCAGAUACGAAUUCAAGGCGAAGGGGGUGAAAAAGCGCAAAGUAACAGUCGAUGUUUCUACCGACGGUGUGCGGGUUACAACGAGGAAGAAAAAGGGCAAAAACAAGAAGAGUUCGAGUUCGAAGUUGUUCGGACGCAGCAGUAAGAAUAGCGCGACUGGCAGCAACGAUGGCAACGAGCUGAUGCAUCACCCCAUCUACCGCAUCUUCUACGUCUCCCACGACAGCUCCGAUCUCAAGAUCUUCUCCUACAUCGCGAGAGAUGGCGCCACCAACGUUUUCAAGUGCAACGUCUUUAAGAGCAACAGGAAGAGUCAAGCCAUGAGAAUCGUUCGCACUGUUGGUCAGGCCUUCGAAGUGUGUCACAAGAUGCAGACCAACACUCCAGACCAGCCCGUGGCUUCCACCUCCUCCGUCAUCGAGGAAGCUAACCCUGGUGGCGAACAACCUGCCACUUCUAAAGAAAUGGCAUCAGAUUGCGGUGCGUCGGAGUCGGGGGCGGCUUCCACCUCGAAGGUGGCUGGUGAAGAAGGCGCCGUUGGAGGUGAACAGCACACCAGGCCGACACAUUUGGAGCUGCUGCCACCACCACCUAGGAAAGAUGGGAAGAGGUCGCCACAGCGUGUCACCCCAGCUCCUAGUAUCAAUCUGCCCGACCUCCCUGAAUGUGUGACUAAAGUGGAGGUGACUGUAAACGGGGAGCAAACCCCAGACUCUGCUACACCGCUGAGCGCGCAACACCAACUACAACUACUGCGCGAGCGCUUGGAACAACAGGCGCAACAGACGCGCGCGGCGGUAGCACAACUGUUGCUGCUUAGAGAUCAACUAGCUGCGGAGCAGGCUGCACGGUGCGAGGCACAGGCAAGAACUCAUCAACUCUUGGUGCACAAUAAAGAACUUCUGGAACACAUAGCCGCCCUGGUGGCUCAUCUGCAAGAGCGAGAGAAGGGCUCAUCUCGACCGAUCAGCGCCCAACAACUUACUCUAUUGCCACAGUUGUCUUCGAGCGCCAAAAUCGACCGUUGGUUUUCGCUUCUGCCAUCUGGUCAGGCUCUGUCUCGACCGGAGAGUGGGUUCAUCUCAGGAGUCGAAGACGCUGAUGCUGUCACUCUUGCGGAAGCAAAGAAUCUGCUUCUACAACUAGGAGCUAAGAAAAAGAGAAGGUUUCUACCCAUACGUUUCAGAAGAAAGAUCUUAGUAAAUAAGCACACGUUACUAUAAUAUCUUAAAAAAUAUACUUAUUGUGUACGCUGUCCGAAACCAAAAGGCACCCGAAUAUUUUUCCAUCAGAGAUGUUCUAUGACACUAUGUCAAAGAUAUGUUUGAUCAAAUAAUCAUAUUUAAAUAGUUACAUCCACGAUAAACGUAACGGGUUCAACUUUAUUUCUAAAACUAGAUAAUAUUAACACGCACUGCUCUGAAUUCUCAUCCACUGAGAAUUCAGAGCAGUGCGUCUAAAUCAACAGACAUACAAUAACCCACUCAACUUCAUUAGGUACGCACAGCUACCCAAAGACAGUAUCUUCAUAACACAUUGCUAAGUAACUAGCAUCAGUCGAAACGGUACCACCAUGCAGCUUAAAAGCAUAGGACAUAUCUGGUGAAAAGCAUAUAAGCCUUGAAAAGAUAAGGAGGUACUUAUGAGUCACGGAAAUAAAGCCAUAAGUAUUUAAGUUGGAACAAGAAAAAAUGUCGUUUUCUGACGUGACUUAACUACAAGAACUAAAACAAUGGCCACCGGUUGUUAGGACAAAUAACACACAUUAAAAAGGCAUUCUAUUCAAUUUGAGCUAGUGGACGAAUGAGAGUAUAAAGGCAUAGAAAUUAUUUGAAACGAUGGUGUUUUGCAUUUAUUUUAAAUGUGAAAAAUUAGAAUAGUAUGAAUAGUCGAAGGAUAAGACUGUUUUAGGUGAAGAUAAGGUUAGCUAACAUUCAACUGGUCAGUUAAGUGAGCGAGUUGGAAGACUGAAUGGUGAAGUUAAAAAAUAAGAAAAAAAAUGUUUUGACAGCGUACAUUAUUCCUUGUAGUGCAAUUUUAAUAUCAUAAACGUAACUAGAUAUAAUUUAUAUACGAAAAGUAUUAUUACUAAUUAUUAGGAAAGAUAGCGAAGUCAUGAAAUGUGAGACAAUAGCUGUAACCAUCACUGUGAUUUAACGGUGUGCGAUUCUGAUGUACUUAUUGAUAAUAAUCAACGUAGUUUCCAUUGAUGCAGUUUUGAGAAUAAAACUACAUUUUAAGGACAUUUGUUGAAAUUUCAACACAAAGAUAAUUAUGACAGCUAGCGUCAGAUUUUUAAAAAUACUUCCAUAGAAACUCAAUCAAUGCAAACAUUUGUUAAAUGUUUGCACUUGCAUUUUAUAGUUAAGUUAGCUUGUAAAUUCGCUUUUAAGUAGUUUACAUAAAGUUAUUUUGUAUUACAUACAGCUACCAAAUAUUUUUUAUUCAAAAAGUCUUACUGCUAUGAAAUAUUUGACUGGUUUUACUUACGUGAUAACAUUCUCCCCUUUAUUGCUUAUUCAUUAAAAUUAGAAAAUUUUCUGCGAGAGCUGAAUGAUGUCACAAAACUAGUUUUAGUUAAUUAAUAUUGUCUCAAUAGAUCUCGAAUAAAUCUUACGUCUAGAAAGCUUCACUUGUGACAUGUAUGUUUAUUGUAGUAAAUACUUAUAGAUGAUGAUCAUAGUGCCAUAUUAUAAAUGUUCCCAUUCUUAGGGAUCUUUGCCCAAAGUAUUCCUAUGGGAGCCAAUUACUUAGCAUCUGCUAUCCAUUCAUCUUCUCUGUCUGUCACAAAACAAUGGACACUUGAUUUUUCACAGAGUGCGUAUAUCAUGCGUAUUUCAAUUCUUAGAAACCAAAUUAAAUAAAAUAUAAAGAGGGUGAAAAUAAUUAAUAAAUAUAAUAACAUAAAUAGCUUAUCCAAUUUUCUUUUUUAAUUAGGCAAAAAUCUGGUUGGCUUAGUAGAAUGCCAAAAAAUGGUGAUCAUCCAUUUGUCCUGUUUAACACUGACAUUGAAAAUUAAUCCUACCUAAGUGAUAAACUAAAUAAUAGUAACAGUGUUAAAAUUUUGCUUUGCAAGGCUGACUUGCACUUGACCAUUUUUUCAAAUGGUUCUUGGUGCUACGAUUUUUAAUUACUGCUAACUCGAUAUUUCCCGCGGUGCAUGUUUGGUCUUAAUUUGCUAAGAUGUUAGAAGAUUAAAUAAUUUUUGUGCCGAAUAUCGCAAGUUGACAUUAUGCGAGUAUUUUAUUUUGAAUUUUAUAAACUCCCUCAGACAGAUUUAGCUAAAAUUUUAUUUUAUUUAUACGUACAAACGAACAAAUUGAAUUAACUGUUAAUGUGUUACAUAAAAUUGCAUGCCAAUUUUGUUUUUUAGUUAUUAUUAACCAUUAUUUAUAUUAAGGUUUUUGUUACUUUUACAUUUUCAAAAUUAGAUAUUCUUUAUUGAUGUAAGUUAAAAGUAUGUUGUA